Amphimedon queenslandica is the source of this 324-nucleotide messenger RNA. Its product is annotated as origin recognition complex subunit 5-like. The transcript is spliced from 4 exons. The record is from RefSeq and is a predicted model, not a curated record. NCBI's taxonomy places the organism in Eukaryota, Metazoa, Porifera, Demospongiae, Haplosclerida, Niphatidae. Bases 43 to 267 code for a protein of 74 amino acids.
CAUGUUUUAUUAGGUCCAAAAUUUAUAUCAUUGGAAAGAUUAAUGGCGAUUUACACCAGUAUCUGUCAUAGAAAUAGUUCUACUAUUCGUAGUAUACUUUCACAGGUGGAAACAUUGGUUAAUCUAAAGUACCUAGAUAGAACUAUAUGUAGCUCAAUCGAUUCAGUUAAAUACAAAUGCCUCCUAAAUUUCAAACAGAUAAUGAUAAUUGCAAAGAGUAUUAAAUUUGAAAUAAUCAGGUAUCUGUACGACUUCAAUAAUCUUUAAUGUAGUUACUUUUUAAUUUUUUUAAAUAAAACAUGUCUCUUUGAGCUAAUACUGAAA